Galendromus occidentalis (western predatory mite) is the source of this 396-nucleotide messenger RNA. RefSeq lists its product as uncharacterized. The coding region runs from base 1 to 396 and encodes 131 amino acids. Gene Ontology annotation, biological process: phospholipid metabolic process; arachidonate secretion. Gene Ontology annotation, molecular function: A2-type glycerophospholipase activity. The transcript has 3 exons. The record is from RefSeq and is a predicted model, not a curated record. NCBI's taxonomy places the organism in Eukaryota, Metazoa, Arthropoda, Arachnida, Mesostigmata, Phytoseiidae.
AUGAAUGAAACCAAUCCCGAGGUCUUACAGAACGGCUGCGGGACUGCAGCAUGGAACUUCGACCCUUGGCUGCCUUUUUUCACCGAAGCGUGUAAUGACCACGACAUGUGCUACUCGCUUCCGGUGCAAAAACUAUCGUGCGAUCUACGCUUCUUACGCAACAUGCUCCUCGCUUGCGACAGGCCGGACUCGCCAACAGGUCGUAAAAUCAUUACAUCGAAUGCCUUCGAUGCCGUCGCCACAACCCCAAUGGGCUGUACGGCCUAUCACUCGGCUCAACGGAGCAAUCUGUUCUGCGUCGCGGAACCUGGAAAUAAGGCCAACGUACGGACCGUGUACGAUUUUCACAAGCAUGUUGAGGGCUGUGGUCCGCUGGUCGGAGCCGAAUCAGCUUAG